Molecule: messenger RNA, 2681 nt
Organism: Eurypyga helias (sunbittern)
Lineage: Eukaryota; Metazoa; Chordata; Aves; Eurypygiformes; Eurypygidae
Gene: PTPRU
Product: protein tyrosine phosphatase, receptor type, U
Exons: 19
Biological process (GO): protein dephosphorylation
Molecular function (GO): protein binding; protein tyrosine phosphatase activity
Source: RefSeq, a predicted model, not a curated record
AGCCCAUGCGGGCCCCCAAAGGUCUGGCUUUCUCUGAAAUCCAGUCCAGGCAGCUGACGUUGCAGUGGGAACCCCUGGGCUACAACCUGACCCGCUGUCACACCUACACCGUCUCGCUCUGCUACCGCUAUUUCGUGGGCACUGGCCACAACCAAACCUUCCGUGAGUGUGUGAAGAUGGAGCGUAACGCCAACCGCUACACCAUCAAAAACCUGCUGCCCUACAAGAACAUCCACGUCAAGCUCAUCCUCUCCAACCCUGAGGGUCGCAAGGAGGGCAAGGAGGUGGUAUUCCAGACGGAUGAGGAUGUGCCCGGCGGCAUUGCCUCGGAGUCCCUCACCUUCACGCCGCUGGAGGACAUGAUAUUUCUGAAGUGGGAGGAGCCGGUGGAGCCCAACGGCCUCAUCACACAGUAUGAGAUCAGCUACCAGAGCAUCGAGUCCUCUGACCCAGCGGUCAACGUGCCCGGCCCGCGGCGCACCGUCUCCAAACUACGCAACGAGACCUACCAUGUCUUCUCCAACCUCCACCCCGGCACCACCUACCUCUUCUCAGUCCGGGCCCGCACCGGCAAGGGUUUUGGUCAGACGGCACUCACCGAGAUCACCACCAACAUCUCCGCUCCCACCUUCGACUAUGGGGACAUGCCGUCACCGCUGAGCGAGUCAGAGAGCACCAUCACCGUGCUGCUGCGGCCAGCGCAGGGCAGAGGGGCUCCCAUCAGCACCUACCAGGUCAUUGUAGAAGAAGACCGGCCCAAGAAGCUCAAGCGGGAGCUGGGUGGGCAGGAGUGCUUCCCGGUGCCGCUCACCUUCGAUGACGCUGUGUCCCGUGGCUCUGUACACUACUUCGGGGCUGAGCUGCCCGCCAGCAGCCUCACAGAGGCCAAACCCUUCACCGUGGGGGACAACCAGACCUACAGCGGCUACUGGAACCCACCGCUGGAGCCUAAGAAGGCUUAUCUCAUCUAUUUCCAAGCCAUGAGCAACCUCAAAGGGGAAACCCGGCUGAACUGUGUCCGGAUCGCCCGCAAAGCUGCCUGUAAAGAGAGUAAGCGUCCCUUGGAGGUGUCGCAGCACUCGGAGGAGAUGGGCCUGAUCCUGGGGAUCUGUGCCGGAGGGCUCAUCGUCCUGAUCAUCCUCCUGGGAGCCAUCAUUGUCGUCAUUCGGAAAGGAAAACCCGUCAACAUGACCAAAGCGACCAUUAACUACCGGCACGAGAAGACGCACAUGAUGAGUGCCAUCGACAGGAGCUUCACCGACCAGAGCACGCUGCAGGAGGACGAGCGCCUGGGGCUCUCCUUCAUGGACACCCACAGCUACGGCAACCGGGGUGACCAGCGCAGCAGCAUGGUCAACGAGUCCAGCAGCCUGCUGGGGGGCUCCCCCCGCCGCCAGUGUGGCCGCAAAGGCUCCCCGUAUCACACUGGGCAGCUCCAUCCCGCUGUCCGGGUGGCAGAUCUUCUCCAGCAUAUCAACCAGAUGAAGACGGCAGAAGGCUACGGCUUUAAGCAGGAGUACGAGAGUUUCUUUGAAGGCUGGGAUGCUUCGAAGAAGAAAGACAAGACCAAAGGGAGACAGGAUCACGUGUCGACAUAUGAUCGUCACCGAGUGAAGCUGCACCCGCUCCUGGGUGAUCCCAACUCAGACUACAUCAACGCCAACUACAUUGAUGGCUACCACAGGUCCAACCACUUCAUAGCCACUCAAGGGCCCAAGCAGGAGAUGGUGUACGACUUCUGGCGCAUGGUGUGGCAAGAACACUGUUCCAGCAUCGUGAUGAUAACCAAGCUGGUGGAGGUGGGCAGGGUGAAAUGCUCCAAAUACUGGCCGGAUGACUCCGAGAUGUACGGGGACAUCAAGAUCACCCUGGUGAAGUCAGAGACGUUGGCUGAGUACGCCGUCCGCACCUUCGCUCUGGAGAGGCGGGGCUACUCAGCCCGGCACGAGGUGAAGCAGUUCCACUUCACGUCGUGGCCCGAGCACGGGGUCCCCUACCACGCCACGGGGCUGCUGGCCUUCAUCCGCAGGGUGAAGGCAUCCACGCCGCCCGACGCUGGCCCCAUCGUCAUCCACUGCAGUGCCGGCACAGGGAGAACUGGCUGCUACAUCGUGCUGGACGUCAUGUUGGACAUGGCCGAGUGCGAGGGCGUCGUGGACAUCUACAACUGCGUGAAGACCCUGUGCUCACGGAGGAUCAACAUGAUACAGACGGAGGAGCAGUAUGUCUUCAUUCAUGACGCCAUCCUGGAAGCCUGCCUGUGCGGGGAGACCAGCAUCCCCGCCAGCGAGUUCAAGCCCACCUACAAGGAGAUGGUGAGGAUAGAGCCGCAGAGCAACUCCUCACAGCUGCGGGAGGAGUUCCAGACCCUGAACUCGGUGACUCCCCACCUGGACGUGGAGGAGUGCAGCAUCGCCCUCCUGCCCCGCAACCGGGAGAGGAACCGCAGCAUGGAUGUCCUGCCACCCGACCGAUGCCUUCCCUUCCUCAUCUCCGUGGAUGGAGACAGCAACAACUACAUCAAUGCGGCCUUAACUGAUAGCUACACCAAGAGCGCUGCCUUCAUCGUCACCCUGCACCCGCUGCAGAACACCACCACCGACUUCUGGCGGCUGGUGUAUGACUAUGGCUGCACCUCCAUCGUCAUGCUCAACCAGCUCAACCAGUCCAACUCUGCCUGG